This is a messenger RNA of Scylla paramamosain (green mud crab), 2501 nucleotides long. RefSeq names its product methylosome subunit pICln-like (gene icln). Gene Ontology annotation, cellular component: methylosome; cytosol; spliceosomal complex. Bases 291 to 950 code for a protein of 219 amino acids. Lineage: Eukaryota; Metazoa; Arthropoda; Malacostraca; Decapoda; Portunidae. Gene Ontology annotation, biological process: spliceosomal snRNP assembly; chloride transport; cell volume homeostasis. The transcript is spliced from 5 exons. The record is from RefSeq and is a predicted model, not a curated record.
AUGAACAGGUGGAACAGUCUUGAGAACCCGGCCAAUCAUGUCUGUGGCCUUUGAAAAUACUCGUGGUGAGAGAGCAAAGCGUUUCAGGAUACGGGCCAUUUAAAUCUGGCGUCAGUCGUAAGUUUGGCAGGCAUCCUACAUCUCACAGACCGAAGUUGCCACCACGUAUAGAAAAUUUUCCCGGGAAACACAUCACACACAUGGCGUCCAGCCUCUUGUAGCUCCUUCACGCCACAUAACCAAUUUUAGGCCUCAUUUAAGCAUUACCAGCCUCAUUUAGCUCCAGAGACAUGCUGCUCCUGAACCUGCCGCCCCCAGUGGAGGGAAUCAAGCACCGUCAGGAGAAUACCAAGCUGUGGAUACACGAGGAACUGUAUGGUCCGGGCACUCUGUACAUUGCUGAGAGCCAUGUGUCGUGGGUGAAGGAUGGCUCGGAGCAACACACUCUCUCCCUGGCGUACCCACACAUCGCCAUCCAUGCUGUGAGCCGAGACACAUCCAACCAGAAUCAGCCGUGCCUCUGCCUCAUUGUUGACACCACCAUCAACCUGCCCUGGGCUGGCACACCAAACAUCACAACAGGAACAGACUCGGACGAUGAGGACGACGAGGAGACGGCUUGCACGGAGCUGAAAUUCAUCCCGACAGACCCCAUGUCCCUGGAGCCGAUGUACCAAGCCUUGAAUGAGUGCCAGGCGCUGCACCCCGACCCCCAGGACCAGUCUGAUGACGAUGCGUGGCCAGAAGAUGAUGAGGAAAACUUUGAUGAGGGCGAGUAUGAAGUAAGUGAGAAUGGCUACCAUGUGCCCUAUGAAGACGACAUGGAAGGAGUGGAUGACAUGGCCAGAGUUGGGAGCAGGACCAGUGCCCCCAACCACCUUGAGCAAGAGGCAGACAUUGACACAGAGGAGGCCAUGGAGACCGGGCAGUUUGAUGAUGCUGAUGAUUGAGUCCGAACAUUCCGCUACGGCCAAGGUGAUUCUGCGUGUAGUCAGCCGGGAUGGGAGCUUCUUGUUUGGGAGCUGUAAAUACAUGGGUAGCAUUAGAACAGGUACAAGUAGAGGUGAUUUCUUUAAUAUUACAGAAGUUGACUUGACAAUUAUUCUCUUUAAUGCUCUCAAUUUUUAUACACGUCUGACAAGUGAUGGUAGUAGUCACAAGUAAUGACCACACCAGUGUCACACAUGAACACUUGAAUCUUAAGUGAAAAUGACACAGUACAAAGAGCAUUGCUUACAGUUCAUCUGAUAAUUCUUAAAAAAUAAUCCCAGUAGCUUUUAGUAGAGAACAAACAUAAGUCAUAAGUCACUCUUGGUUGCUUCUGCUCAGGACACAACUAAGCCAUGCAUACAGUUCAGAGUUCAAUGAAUAACCCUUAGAAAAAUAAUCCUAGUAGCUUUUUUUAAUAGUGGACAAACAUAAGCUAGUUACUCUCAGUUGCCUCUGCUCAGGACAAAACCAUUUCAUUACAACCACUGUGAGUUUAAACAAGUCCUGUAUCCGACUGCCACACUGGCUGCACAUAGAUGAAGUACAUGUUGUUCUUGUAUCCUUGUUUAUGAUCUCUUGAAUAUGUUGCUUGUUCUAAACCUUGGAAAUUUUUAUAUGUGAGUGUAUAUUAGUAAGGAUCAGUUCUCUCCCUCUAGAGGCUAAGAUAUGAGGGCAUGUGUGUGUGUGUGUGUGUGUGUGUGUGUAUGUAGGUGCCAUGUCUCUCCAUUUUGUCAUGGGACAUAGAUAUUGGGAGGGAAUAUUUACCUAUAUGCUGUUAUGAUGUGUAGGAAUCCAUGUGAAGUACCAUAUUAUUUUAAACUCUUGGCCAUCUCUCAGACUAGCAGGAUGAUUUUUGUGGUCUUGUGGAAUCAUUACUUAUUCAAAUCUGUCACUCAAAGAUCUGCCAAGGGUUCCUCCACAUCCAGGUUCUUGUAUCAGUAGUUUAUCCCAGCCAUUGCUUACUCCACCAGGCCACAAAUCUCAACAGUGCAUUCUCCUAAUCUAAGGACUGUAUUUUGAACACUUCUGCAUUGCACCUCCACUACUUUCAAAAGGCUCUAGUUGAAGAUACGCAGAUUUUUAAGGGUGUUUUAUGGUUCUGGUGACAGAUUAACGAGAUUUCUACUUUAUUAACAGGAGACCCACUCUUGAGAACCCAGCUGAUCAUCUCUGUGGCCUUUGAAAAUAGUCAUGGUGAGAGAGCAAAGUGUUUCUGAAUGUGGACCUUGGUCGUCUCACUCUGCCUUUGUACAUAGAUGAUCAGACCAUCCCACCAUCAGUCCUGUCAGUACUUACCACAUGGUGCCAUCUCAGUGUGUGUGUGUGUGUGUAUGUGUGCGUGUGUGUGAGGAAUAGCUUUGGUUACCUGUGAUAGGCCAGAGUUUAUCUCCUCAAGAAAGAUGUGUGUUUAUUGGGACAAAUUCAAUUUUGUAACUCUUGUGAAAUUGGUUUACAAGACCGAGGACGCUAGGACUUCCUCUAUAAGCUUUUGUAAUAAAAUAUGAAUUACA